AAAAUAAAAAUUGUUAAAUUAUCCCUAAUUUGGACUAUAAUAAAUUUAAAAAACCUGUUUUUUCAUAGAUAUAGUCACAGGGUACGUUGCGUAAAAACUUAUGGAAUAUAUACUGUCGUAAUAAAUCUAAUAACGCGACAACUCCAAUAGAAUAAUAGUACACUCUACCUUUAUUUGUGAAUAUUAUUGUUUUCUAUUUGUUUCGAUGGUAUUUAAAUGUACAUUAUUGUACAUCAUUACCCACAAACUUUAUUGACUCACACCAACUUGCGCCAAAUAAACAAUAAUAUGAAAUUAAAAGUACUAAUAUACUGACUACUUGAGUUACGUUAAGUUAUAAAAUAAUUCAAAUUAUUUGUGUUUACAUUAUUGUUGGGUGCUUUGGUGUUAAAAUGCCUAAGAUAAUAUUGUUAUUCAGUGGGAAAAGGAAAUCUGGAAAAGAUUUUCUGACUGAUCACUUGCAGAAAGUGUUAAAUGAUAAAUGUGAAAUCAUUAAAAUAUCCCAUCCAAUUAAGAGUUAUUGGGCAAAGGAAAAUAAUUUGAAUUUAGAUGAGCUUUUAAGUGCCAGUAAAUACAAGGAGCAGUAUCGCUUGGACAUGUUAAAGUGGAGCGAUGAGAUGAGGGGCAAAGAUUAUGGUUGUUUUUGCCGAGCAGCGUGCCAAAAUGCUGCUGACAAUACAGUAUGGAUUGUCAGUGAUAUAAGGCGUAAAACUGAUAUGAAAUGGUUUAAAGAAAAUUAUGGCCCACUUCUUAAAACUAUAAGAAUUACAGCAGACGAAGAAACAAGAAAAGAACGGGGUUUUGAUUUUCAAGCAGGCAUAGACGAUGUGGCAUCGGAAUGUGAUUUGGACGAUUAUACAGAUUGGGAUCUUGUUAUAGACAAUGGAAGAAAUAGACAGAAAUUAGAAGAUCAGAUAGAUUCAAUUUUAGCACUCUUAACUUAUGGCAUAUAAGUAUAGACAUCUUAUAUAGAUGUUUCAAUUUAUUGAAUGGGAAUGGGCAACAUGAUGCAAACUCUAAUGUUAUGAAAGUAUUAUAAGAAAGUUAAAUUAAAAUGUAUUUUAUUAUGUUAUUAUAGAGUUUUUGAUUGAAUUAGCAAAUAAUUCUUUAUUAAUAAAACUUGAAUCUAAAUUCCUGCACAAACCAUGAACCUUUAUAUUUUGUUACAGAAUUUUUUCACUCAUAUCAUAUCAUAUUUAUUGUACUAAGUAAUAUUGUAAAGGCCUAUACACAUUUAUAUACAGUUUGUAGACUAUUUAUGGCAACAGUACGAAUGACUCAGUUUGAUCAGGGAGGGAUUUGUAAUGAUUUCUUAUAUUUAUGUGAAUGUUACAUUGGAUAGAACUAAUUUUACGGAUAUUAUCAUGGGUGUUGGGAGGUGGUGAGGGUGGAGGGACCGUGACAUAUUCUUCAUAUGGCGUGUGGCGAGAUCCAGGGAUCCAUUAUUAAUAAACCUGAUGAUAAGUGGUUAUCGUGGCCCAUAGACACCUAUCCUCAAUUAAGAAUCAAAAUGUAAAUUACUUGGCACCAAUAAGAACUAUGAUGGAAUGCCUAGUUAUCAUUAUACUCAACCAAAUCUAAGAAAUAAGUUUUGACGUUUCACAUUAAUCAUUCCGCAAUAACUUUGUACAAGCGUACUCACAAGAUUUAAAAUAACCUUUUACGCAAAUCCAAAGAAUCAUGAAGUUAUCUAUAUUUCAUUACAACAUAUAUAGUUCUAUUUCACUAAUUCAAGUUCGAAUCUUUCAGAAAAAGUAAAAUAUAAAAAAAUUAACCAGUCAACUUUUUUGCCUGACGUUUCAAUGAUAUAUAGCUAUGUAUCUUUACCGUAGUGUUUGAAUGAUUAAAAUUCAUUGUUAUGCGAAUAAUCGGUAAAAAUAUUGAAUUAAUCGAAUCUUGAAAUGAUUUAAUUUUUUAAUUUGUUUAUUUAAAUUUUAUUUUUAGAAUUGCUUAAAUUAUAUGAAUCACGCAUUAAAUAACUUUAUUUAUUUUAUAACUUCCUACUUUGUCAGUGUAAAUUUGUAUAGGCAAAGAAAUUCAUAUGCAAAGCCGCGCUGAAGAAAACAAUACGUAAUUCCAAUCUCCCGCCAUUUUGGGAGCUUACUGUGCGUACUUUUGUGAUUUUAUGUUUACUUUAUUUUGUGACUCUGCUAUAACUUUUUGGACUGAUUCUAUUAUAUUCGUUAACCUUGACAAGUUAUAUACACAGGAAUAUCAUAAACAAUAUAUCUCAUAUUAUUAUUUAUGAUAUUAUCUAAAUAAUAAUAUCCUACUGCGGCUUAGUUGCAAGAAAGUUUAGUAGAUGGCGGUUUAUACAAUGGUAAUCUUUCAUUCUUUGUUUUAUUAUGAUUAUUAGAUUAAUAAUUAUUUAUUUAUUAACCCUUAAUUUGGCACUGUAUGUACCGUCAUACAUGAACUUAAAAAAAAAGAUUUGUUAAAAAAAUUACAUCUUCCGUAUGGAAAAUUAACAUUCUUAUGUUGCAACACUAACUGUUAUUUGGUGGAAAAAAUAAACACACAUGUAGCAACAUUUAUUUUGACAUAACUUGAAAAAAAUGGCUACCCGGCGGACGUCAACUGCGUUGUCCAAGGUAUUUAUUAUAUUAUUAUGAAUAUUACUUAGUUUAGGACAGGUGUAAUGACUAAAAUGUAUUCUUUAUUGUGUAAUGGAAUAAGUGUGAUAAUAAUUGUGAUGUUUCUAUUGCAUUGAAUGGUUCUAAUUUGAUUACUAACAUGAUGUAUGACGUGACAUACACUGUCAAGUUUGUAACGAAACACCCGCCAUUUUGUUUGUAUGUCACGGCAUACAUUGCCAAUUUGAGGAUGCUUUUUUUAUUUACUUGGUUUUAUAGCACGCUUUAUUUUCUUUGUCGGCAGCAAAAAUUUCUAACUCGUGGUGGUAGAAUUUUAGCGCUUGUGCCUGCUGAGCAUGCACCCUCUGACGGUAGCGAAAGUUCUGACGAUGAAUUACGUGUGCGCACCCCGCUUUCCGCGACAUCUUCCUCUGCAUCUUCUAUAGAUAGCUCAAUGGAAAGGCUCAAUAUUUUAGAUGAUGAUGAAGACCCCUCCGACCAGAAUGUUCGACUCACACCAAUUUUUCGAAGCGUAUAUUCAAGCCCGUCCCUAGAACCAAAUUGUAAAAAAGUGCCAAUCCUGAGUGACAUUCCGUCACUCCCAGCAACUCCCGCUACUCCUGCAACCCCAGCAACCCCUGCACUUCCUGAACCCCCCGCACCGCCUGAACCAACAGCAAGUGGCUCCAUAACUGGCUUAGUUGCAGCUCACAUAAGGGCUUCUUUCAAGUCGCGUCCCAGAAAUACCAGAUCGCAACGGCCCACCGUUUCUGCUGUUAGACGACCUAUUCGAAUCACCAAGUUCACUCUGAACUAUCAGUGGAAAAAAACGGUUUUUCGACACAAGGCAACUGUAGAAGAAGACUCAAAUCACACCGACAUAUUAAACGAAACUUCACUCGGUUAUUUCUAUAAAUUCUUUUCCCCUGACGUUUUAGUAGAUACCGUAGAGCAAACAAACUCAUACGCAGUAUUAAAAACUGGGCGCUCUCUUGGCUUGACCGAAGAUGAAUUGCGAGAUUUUUUAGCAAUUCAUAUUAUCAUGGGUGUUAUUAGUAUGCCCUCGUACACCGAUUACUGGAGUUUGCGGUACAGAUACGAUCCCAUAGCCGAUUUGAUGUCUCUAAAACGGUAUCAGCAAAUCCGUCGUCAUUUGCAUUUUGUUGAUAACAAUAUACAAGACUCCGACAGAUAUUAUAAAGUUAGGCCUUUAUUACAAAAAAUUCGAGAAAAUUGCUUAGCUCAAGAUAAUGAAAAGAAAUACAGCAUUGACGAAAUGAUGAUUCCCUAUAAAGGGACCAAAGCGGGUAAGCGACGUCAAUACAUGAAGGAUAAACCCAACAAGUGGGGCUUCAAAAACUAUGUUCGUGCUGGAGUGUCGGGCAUGAUUUAUGAUUUUCUUUUGUAUGGUGGCGAGGACACAUUUAGAUUUCAUACUUUUACAGAUAAGGAAGUUUCCAUUGGAUUUGGGGCUCAGGUUGUCAUUGCUUUGUGUAAAAGUAUAAAAAAUAAACCGGCUUUUGUUUUCUGCGACAAUUUCUUUACUUGCCCGGAGCUACUUUAUAUACUUAGAGAAGACUAUGGAAUAUUUGGAUUGGGAACAAUCAGGAGCAACAGGUUGAGAGGAGCUGAAGCAGUUCUGCCCUCAG
Parnassius mnemosyne (clouded apollo) is the source of this 4222-nucleotide messenger RNA. Lineage: Eukaryota; Metazoa; Arthropoda; Insecta; Lepidoptera; Papilionidae. The record is from the annotation of a GenBank genome assembly.